AUGAAGGCCCUUCUAAAUCCAACUGUUGUUUUUCUUCACUUAGGUCGCUACAAGAAAGAGAAAGCAGAACGCGAGAACGCAGAAAAGAAACUUCGCGAUUUGAGAAAUGCCAAGGAAGAUCUGGAAGACAAGCUGAACGAUAUCGCGCGAGUGAUCACGAAGUACGAACAAGACACGAGAGUGCUCCAAAACGAGAACGAUCAACUCCGACGUCAGCUCCAAGACCUUAUGAUGAAUGGAAAUUUCCAGAAGAACAUCUCGGUUGAGUACAAUGUGGGUAAACGACCAAGAAGUGAUUCGAAUAAGUCACUGGAUAAAUAUAAACACGAGAUUGAUGAGCUGCAUAAGGAAAAUGAAGAGUUUAAACAAUUGCUUGAUUCGUUGGAUAACAAAGAUGGCGAGAAAGGUGAUAAAGAUGAUGGCAGGAAUAAUACUGGUAAGAUAUCAGGUUUUAGUUGAUGGUGAUGAUGGUGAUGAUGAUGAUGAUGGUGAUGAUGAUGGUGAUGAUGGUCAUGGUAUUGUUCCUUACUGGAUCUCCAGGGAAAACAGUUUAGAACUGUUAGAGCUAUCAAUAUCCAGUAUCAAUAAAGUUAGUUUAGUUUAGCAUUUCUCCUGUAGUAACACUGGAUUAACACGAGUGGCUCUCUGGACCUCUAGGGAGAACAGUUUAGAACCGAGCAAAACAGUAUAUAAAGAUAAAAAGAACAGAAAAAUAAAAAUAAACAUCUCUUACUCUCGUCUUCUUCGAUGAUGAUGAUAAUAAUGUCACGGUGGUGAUAAUGAUGAUGGUAGUGAUAAUGCUGGUGAAUAUAGUGGUGGUGUGAUACUUGUGAACAUCUUUGUGGUGAUGAUGGUGGUGAUGGUUGUGAUGGUGGUGAUGAUGGUUGUGAUGGUGGUGAUGAUGGUGAUGAUAGUGAUGUCAUGGUGGUGAUAAUGAUGAUGGUAGUGAUUAUGCUGGUGAAUAUAGUGGUGGUGUGAUACUGGCGAACAUCUUUGUGGUGGUGAUGGUGGUGAUGAUGGUGGUGAUGAUGGUUGUGAUGAUGGUUGUGGUUUUGGUGUUGUUGUUGUCUUCGCUGAACCCUUGAAUAAUUGGUAUCGUUUGUCUUUUUUAACAGGAAGAGUCCGUGCCCUGAAAGGCGAGUUAAACAGUCUACAGACAAUUAUUACUGAACUCGAGAAAACCAUCGCAUAUCAAAACAAGACUGCAGAAGAUGCUAAACUACAGUUGGAGGACGAGAAAUGGAGAUUAAGAGAACAUGUACAGAAACUUGAAGAUAAGGUAGGAUAUUUGGGAUUUAUAGAACUUAAACGCAUAUAUAAGGUUUAGAUGUUUUUCAACCAGAUACGAGAAUAUUUCGAGCAAAUAUAAUUUAGAAAUAACUGAACAUGAAAAAUAUCCUUUCUCAAGCUUUCAUUAUAAUCAUUGAUGGCUAAAGUCCUAUACAGAAGCUGAGUGUACUGAUGAAUAAGCCAAAAAUAUAGGAACGUUCGUACAGUCAUUGAACAAUCAAAAUUUUCAAAAUGAAUUGAAGAAUAUCAUCACACUACAGCCUUAUUGAGAUAGCAAGCUUGUUAACAUUUUCUAACAGUGCCGUAAUUUUGUCAAGUUUGCUACUGCUUAAUAACAAGGUGUUGUAGUAAAUCGCAGUACGUACACAAUCUGUAAUAAAUAGUUCAAAUAACUGCAGGCAAGUAAAAAGAGUGCGUCCUUACAUAUUUAGUACAUAAGGUUUUAGUGCUCAGUGUACAAGAAAAAUGUUUAAGUUAAACUGGUUUUGGUCAAGCGGCCUCACCGGUAAAAAUUGUUGAUAAGUUAUGCCUUUCCAUAACUCACUGACAUUAUCUCUCUAUCUAGGUGAGAGAUCAAGUUCGAAUAAUUGAUGAUUACGACCGUAAGAUCACGGAUCUUCGUAACAAGUUCACAGGCGAAUUAAGCAAUCUUGGCGAGAAACUUGUGAAUGAAGUGGACAGGAACAUGAAACUUGAAGAACACAUCAAACAACUACAGAAACACUUGGCUGACUUGGACGGUGCCAGAAGAGAGAUUCUGACGAAGUAUGAUGCUGUGUCGAUUAAUGAACAGGAAUUUAUACGCGAUAUGGAAGAUUUAGAAGAUCGUUACAAGGUGUGUUGUCUUGCUUUCUGUACAUCAAAAUAUACUAUAGUCUUAAGGUUUGUUUUCUCUAUCAAACAUUUCAAUUUUGAAAGGAACUUAUUUUUAGAUUUUAUGAUGUACAUGGUUCUUAAUAUGCUUUUAACAUUUUAAUAUUCGUAAUAACUUAUAAUAGAUAAUCGCUUUUUAUAUUGUAAAUUUCAAGACGUAAUAUUGUAAUUUAAGGAGGUUGAAUAAAUCUAUUACUACUACUACGACAACAUAAGCGAGUCGUGUGCUUGAUUUACACAGUACAACUCAUUACUCAAGUUGUAAGCAGGUUGCUUGCAACUGUUGUAAGCAGUUGUAAGCAGUUGUUGACAGUUAUGGGAAAAGUUGUGUAAUGUAAAUCUGCCUGAUAGCGACAUGCAAUUACUGAACUGACUGCAUUAACAUGCAUCAUUGAAGUAUAUUUUUCUUUUGAUUCUUUGAUAUAUUAUGAAUCCGACGACACUGAUUUUAGUCAUUUUGACAAAUUAUUAACCAUUGAUUAUUUCAGGUUGACAUCACAGAGCUACAAAACCGUCUGAAUCAGGAAAUGAACGACAAGUCCAACCUGAAUCAUGACAUCCAACACCUCCUUGACGAGCUCGAUAACCUGCGAGCCCGCGAGAACGCCAUUGAAACUCAAUUCAUCAGAGAACGUGAUGAAAUCAAGGGUCAUUAUGAGUUUGAAAAGAUCGACCUGCUUCGUCAGUAUCACGAUGAAAACGGUCGCAUCAAGGCACAGCUGGAUGAAGAAAAGAGACGACGUAAACAACUCGAAGAUGAGAUUGACAUUUUGAAAACAAAACUAGCUGCUCAAGGCGUUAACACUAAUGUGGGCAGUGGUAAUGGAGGUAAGGGUUUGUCGGUGGUGUCCUCUUGUGUCGCUCUUUACCCCUAACCCAUAAAACAUCAUUUAUAACCAAGUCUUUAUUCAUUACAUCGUUGAUAGUACAAUCGAAUUAAAUGGCACUCGUGAUAUUAGUAGUCUUCAAAUGACCUUUAUUGAACAGUCACUUCGAUUAAGCGGACGCAGUCGCCUCUCAAACAAUCCCAACCUUAAUCUUUCAUUGUUUUGUUAAUGUAUAAAAAACAGCUAACAACUACCACACAGUGACUAAACUUACAGGUAGCUCAACUGUCUAUAAUAGUCUCAUUACCUGCAUAUCUGUUGCUGAAUCCCAAGUGUACUUUUCCGCCAGAACUCAAAGUAGACCUUCAUGUAUUUCGCCUAGUUUAUAUUAUCAAAGGAAUUUUGCAUCGAUAAAAUAUAAGUUUAAAGGAUUUGUAAGAAAUGUUUGAGGAAACUGACUUAAUGUUGAACACCAAGCCAGUUCCCUCAAACAUUUCUUACAAAUCCUUUAAACUUAUAUUUUACCCAUGCAAAAUUUCUACUUUGGCCACACAAUCGUUGAUGGGGAAAACUAGGCUUUGGUCCUGUGUUGGUCAUAGUGUAAUUAAUUGUCACUUUCGAAAUCUCCAAGAAGCUGUUCAGUUCAGCGUUUUUAAGAUCAGCCUGUGUUAUCCCAUAUGUUGUUAUUAGUUCUUGUAUGUCCAUGACUAACAUAUAUUAUCCUCUCCCACAGGCCGUGGUGACGUGAACGUCUCCCUUGGCGACGACAACAGACGUCGUGACUUUCUCGAGGAGGAAAACAAAAAAUUACUCUAUGAAAUCAACCAAUUGCUCUCCAAGAAGGAUGGCGGCGAUCAUUCACGAGACACCGGCGGCCGUUCGUCGGAUAGUUCCGAUGAUGUCAUGAGACUGAAGCGAAAACUUACGCUUGCCGAGGAAGACAGGGAUAAGUUUGAACGAAUGAAGAAAGAACUUGAGUAUGAAAUGGACAGAUAUAAGUCCAAGUGUGACACUCUACAGACUGAAAUCGAAAGGUAGGCGCGAUUUAACAUACAGGAAAAUACCAUACCAUACUAUUCCAUACCAUAUCAUACCAUACUAUUCCAUACCAUACCAUACCAUAUCAUUACCAUACCAUACCAUACCAUACCAUACUAAUACCAUACUAAUACCAUGAUGACAUUCCAGUCGCAUUCUACCAUAUUAAUCGAAGCUUAUAUGUACCUCACAGACACAAUAUAUCCACCAUUACCAAGAGUCAAUCUUUGUUUAAACCUUCCAAAACAAAAGUUCAAACUUUCUCUCCAGAUUCCGUGAAAUGGAACGCAAAAACCGAGAUCUGACCGACGAAGUCCGAUCAUUGAAGUCGAUCAACGAAGAACUGAACCGAAAACAACGCGAUCUUCAGUCGGAAAACGACAAUCUGAACCGCACGUGCCAGGAGAAUGAUCGAGAAAACCAAAAACUUCAGAUGGAAAUUGAACACUUGAAAAUGCAAUUGAAGGUAGGACCUCUCGAGAUAUAGUUCUAGCUUUUAGCCAGAAGGGCGCCCAGGUGUGAUAGGACACUCCAGGCGUCAUGUUACGCCCAAAAUUCGGCUACGGAGAGUGGGACGGUCUAGGAAGUGUUACAGUCAUCCAAUUUUACUAGUGUAUAUUGAUUAGAUAGCAACAGAACUGAGCUCUGGAACUAAAUUAUAAUGUAUGUAUAUAUUCAUUACUUUCAUUCUUCAACAAGACAACCUCAAGAUUUAAGUGACUAAAUCAGUCUCACGAAACAGUACGUCGUUUUCGAAAAUAACCAGGCUAUAAAGUAGACCAGGUUGAGAAAAAAUAACCUUGUUUGAAAGCUUACGCCUAUAUUCUAAAAGCUCACUCAUACUCACACCCAAAGAGUGAAGGUUCAAUCUGAGCUUCUCUUAUGUGUCAUUGCUGUUUUUCAACAGCUGAAGGGUUAGUGUCGUACCUUACUAUGUGACUACUCACCAUCCAGCUAUUUAAAAACAGCAUUGACACUCAAGGGAAGCUCAGAUUGAACCUCCACUCAUUGAGUGUGAGUGAGCUUUUACAAUACAGGCGUUAGAGUGGGGAGGAAGAAGAGCAGAAUUGAUAUUUCAAGGACUAAACAAAGUAAUCGGCAGCGAACCUCGUGGCACCCACCAGAGCUCUGGCGCCUGCCGUCUUAAUUUGAAAGCCGUGGAUGAGUUUACCAUUAUUAUUUAGAAGUCUGGAGACAGUCGUGGUUCGACCAAUAUCCGAGACGAGACGACACACACUCAUUCUCGUGGUCGAAGCGAAGAAAUGAUUAAAAUCAAAUACGAAUUUGAAAACAAACUUAAAGAUCAGGUGGAUGCCAACAGACAACUGGAGAAGAACAUCCGUGAUCUGCAACGUGAGAUGGACGGGAUGCACGACAGCCGUUCCUUGAUGCAAUCCAACUUCAACCAACAGAAAGAUUUCCUCAUGCAGCAGAUGUCUGCUGGCUCUGUGCGAGGCGACGUCGAGCGCGAGACCAGCCGACAAAACGACGAAUGGAAACGACGCAUUGAGGAGUCGGAACGACGGUUCAAGAGCGAGUUUGACCGCUUGGAAAACGAGAAGAAAGAUCAGUGUGGCCGUUUGAAGAGGGAGAAAGAUCAAAUGGCAGAAAGGUAUAAAUUGAUGUAACGUUGUUUUAAAAUCAUCUCUCUUGGAGUUUGUUUUGCUAAUUUUGUAAACCAAUACAAAGUACCUAUUUACAACACGAACAGCCAUGUUGUAUUGGAUUGAAACGUCUUCAUGAGAACAUUCGUGUUCUUCAACAAUUUAAAAUAAAUUAAUGAUAUUUGGUGAGAAAAUUGAACUUAAAUUUUAUGUGAAUCAGCAUGAUUCUGUAUCAGAUAUACAAACUCCUUCACGCUCAUGAUUUCUUUUGUGUUUUCUUCUUGAAUUAUUGACAAAUUUCGCAAUUUACUUUAUGUUCCGUCAUGCAGAACACAUCUCCGAUAAUUUUCUGUUAAGCACUAAGGAACUUUGUUUUUCGAUACACUGAGCUCAGACAUCCGUAAUUUCUAUUCUCAAUAUAUUUUUUGUCAAGCAUAGCACACUAGCCUUCCAAAUUAUUUGACCGAGAAGAUUGAUAAUUUAUCCUCAUUGAAAAUACUGGAUGCAGUAGUCUUGUACACAAUCACCAACAACUUUGUAUAAUUUUUUGAGGGUGCUGAAACUAAUACUAAAAUGUGUCAUCUUGUCCCCAACUCACAGCUGGAGGAGAAUAGUCUACGUCUUUGAAAUAGAAACGAUGUUACUUUUACAAAUGUAACACGGAACGUUUUAGAAAUAGUAUUUUUCCGCUUAUGACUAAACUAAAUAAUCAAUUUUAAUUUUAAUUGUAAAUAUAAAGUAAUUAAUCAUUUAAUAAAUUCAAAUCCAAAAAUCGCAUGUUGAUUCAAAUAGGUUAAAUCAAGAGCGAGAAGAAAUGCGACGAAAGAUCUUCGAUAUUGAAGAACAGAUGAGACGCAAGGAGUCGACAUGGCAGUCAUCAAGUCCUGCCCCAGUCCACACCUCGCCAUACCCGUCCCCAGCCUCUCAUGGUCGUGAUGAUAUGCAGGGCAUACUCCGAGAGAAAGAUUCCUACAUUGAACAGCUCAAGACGGAGAAAUAUGAAUCUGUGAGGAACUUCGAACGAGAGAAGAACAGGUUAUUAGUAUACUGUGUAUAUUAUAGUCUGGUAAAUAUUACAGGGUCGUAGAUGGUGGACAAUUUCAGCACUGCUGGGACUUUACAUAAGGAUACCAUUCAGUUGUCACACAUGUUCUUUACUACUUCUGUGACAUGAGUUUGAUAACUUCUUGUGCAAUUUCCUGCAGUCUAAAUUUUUAUAUUGUCUGCACAUCUACUUUCUUUGGAGACACCAUUUGCCUCCUGACAAAUCGGGAAAUGAUCAAAAUAGUGACUCUGAUUGACUUACAUAUUGUAUUGAGAUAUGACUGUUGACAUUGCUUUUUAGUCUUCAAUAUUUGAGUGAGUCAUGCUUUGGAAAUGACAAUACAUUUUUAUCACCCAACCCUUGAGUAGUUUUGUUUUUCAUUUACCCAACCUUUCACUCACUCAAAAUUUUGUUUACCCAACCCUUUUCUCUUCGGUCCCACCCCCCACCAGAAAUAAUGACCCGUCCCUAAUCGACAUAAAUAAAUUUUUAUCUUGAUUAUUCUAGAAUGGCGAUGGACUUCGACAUGGAACGAAACAAAGCGAAGAAGACGGCGGACGAGCUCGAGGAUGCUUUGAGAACAUUGAAAAAGCAAAAAGCCGAACUCGAGGAGAAGGUAACGGUAACAACGGUGAGGAAUAUUAUUGCAUUAGUCGACUCCUCAGGUAAUAGCAGGAUUGUGCUGCAAUUUUGAAGAUGCAAGAUUAUUGGCAUAUUGCCGAUUUACCCUCCCUCCCCCCACCCGUUUCAAUGUUGGCGUCUUGCAACCAGAUAUCAGAUAUUUGUCGGCCCAACAUUGAACUGGGGGUUUCACGUUAAACAGAACUCGUUUAUUUGGGAUCGUUGUAAUUUUUGCAACGUCACAUUGGUACGAAAGACAAAUAUUAUGUUAUUUCAAAAUGUACUUUUGUGAAGUAUGGAACCUAGUAACUAUCUCAAUAUAUCCUCUUAAAACUGAUAAAAAAUGUUUGUUUUUUUCAUUCUUGGUCACGCAUAUAAACUUCAAUUAUUCGUUUGGUAGAGCAAUGAGCACACUGAGUUUAUUUUUGAAUUAAAAAUCACCGCUUACAACAGCGCGUGUGUGGUUUGAAUAGAGCUUCGAAUUGGCUAUGAGUUUCCCUCGUGACUUUUAAAACACUUGCAACACUUGCGUCGAACGUUGCACAAAAAAUCACGCUAUUGCUUAUUUUGCACUGAUGCACUGAAUUUUCCCUUACUGCACUUUAUGUCAGCUUUUUGUACUGUGUUGUUGCAUAAAACUGCAUUGGUUUUAUGGAGAGUGAUGUUUCCUGUGUUGUGUUGUGUUGUUUUGUUUUGUUUUGUUUUGUUUUGUUAUUUUGUCUCCCUGUUCUCCGUAAUAUAAGUGAGUUUGGCAACCAACAAUGGCGAUGGCAGAAAAUAAAAUUACUUAUACUUUUGUAUUCGAGCCAAAACAUGCAUUACUAAACUUUUGAAAUCACUUGUCUUUCUUUUAAGCAACCCUGAAAUUCCCUGAAGUAGCAAUAGUAAGUGAAUUCACAUAAAACACCCCAUGGCGUGGUAAUGAGCCGUGAAAAUUGUGUAAAUAACGUAGCAGUUUGAACAACUGCGCUACUAGAAUGCUCAAGGGAAUGCAAAUUAUAGUCACCUUUGUCUUAGAGUGAAGCUGCUAUUGUUGAUGAACACCAAGUUGAUUUGCCAAACUUUCUAUAGAUUUGCACAAAGUGAGAGGACUAAAGAAAUUUUUGUCAGAGUUAACGAGCAAUGUUUUUUUGACUCCGAAUCUGUUCCAAGCUAACGUUAACUCUUCACAAAACGUUUCGGAAGUUCUCGAAGAGUUUAUGCGUCUUCAUCUAACUCUUCCUAUUUUUCACCUUCCCAGGUCCGAGACAUGGAAAUGAAACACACGCGCGAGAAAGACCGUCUUGAGGUUGAAUUCAACGAAGAAAAACGUCAGCUAAAGAAGAGCUUGGACAGAGACCUGGAAUCAAGACGGGACGACAUGAAGCGUGAAUGUGAGAUGAAGUAUAAUAAGGUUAUCAACGAUCUGGAGCGAGAGAAGGCGAGGUUACUUGGCCGUCUCGAGAGAGAACGUGGAGGAGAGGUAAGAAUGAAGGAUUGUUUUUAAAACGAGGAUUUUAUAUCUAGGUUGAUUUUAGGGUUGGUUGGUGCAUGUAUCCUCCUCCUCUGUGUAAUAUGCAGUUGUAUGAUUUUCAUUUGCCUCAAUCUGAUGUCAGAACGGUGCUUCCAGUUUGACUAUACCAACCACCACAGGUUUUCUCCAGAUGCUCCGGUUUUCUCCUGUGGUAACACUGGACGAAUAAAAGAUGACUCUUACUGGACCUCUAGGAAGAGCAGUUUAGAAAUGAUAGAGAUAUCCAGUAUAAAUAAUUAUGUUAGUUAGUUUAGGUUUCCUUCUGUGGUAAGAUGAUCCUUACUGAACCUCUAUGGAGAACAGUUUAGAACUGAUAGAGCUAUCCAGUAUAAAUAAAGUUAGUUUAGUUUAGGUUUUCUCCUGUGGUAACACUGGAUCAAUAAGAGAUGAUUCUUACUGGUCCUCUAGGAAGAACAGUUUAGAACUGAUAGAGCUAUCCAGUAUAAAUAAAGUUAGUUUAGUUUAGGUUUCCUCCUGUAGUAACACUGGAUCAAUAAGAGGUGAUCCUUACUGGACCUCUAGGAAGAACAGUUUAGAAAUGAUAGAGAUAUCCAGUAUAAAUAAUUAUGUUAGUUAGUUUAGGUUUCCUUCUGUGGUAAGAUGAUCCUUACUGAACCUCUAUGGAGAACAGUUUAGAACUGAUAGAGCUAUCCAGUAUAAAUAAAGUUAGUUUAGUUCAAGAAUCCUCAUGUAGUAACACUGGAUCAACAAGAGAUGAUCCUUACUGGACCUCUAGGGAGAACAGUUUAGAACUGAUAGAGCUAUCCAGUAUAAAUAAAGUUAGUUUAGUUUAGGUUUCCUCCUGUAGUAACACUGGAUCAAUAAGAGAUGAUCCUUACUGGACCUCUAUGAAGAACAGUUUAGAACUGAUAGAGCUAUCCAAUAUAAAGUUAAUUUAGUUAAGAUUUCCUGAUGCAGUAACACUGGAUCAGUAAGAGAUGAUACUUACUGGACCUCUGGGUAGAAAAGUCUAGAACUGAUAGAGCCAUAUAGUAUAUUUUCCUGUAGUAACACUGCACUAUCAAAGGUUGUCCCUUAACGGACCUAUUGGGAGAACAGUUUAGAAAAUCUCUUUUUUUGUGUGUUUUAUUUUAGGUAAACACAUUCGGCAGUCAUAUCAACCAGUCGAGCACAACCUUCGAGGAAUCAAACACGUCACUCGUUCCCUCGAAAUACGAGGCUGAGAACCGCGAGCUACAACGGCGUUUGAAGGAGCAAGCACAGAACUUCGAACUGGAAAAACAGGAAUUACUGAAACGAUGCGAACAGGAAAAACGAGUUAUCGAAGCCCGACUCGUCCACGAAAAGAAAGUGCUGGAGAUUUCAGUUCAAGCCAUGACGCGAGAGAUCGCGAAACUCAAACACGAACGAAACGAAAUCCGCAAAAACUACAAGGCUGAGAUCGACAAACUUCGCGCACAAUUCGAACACGGUGGAUUCGUCGCCAUGCACGCGAGCAGCAACACGAACAACACACGUGAAGUUCACACGAGUCACACGAGCAGUCAUACAAAUGUCUCAGUGAUGUCUCUCGAAGAACGACACACGUUUGAGAAGACUAUUGAUGAGUUGAAAGAAAAGGUCAGUGCUUCACAGCCCAUGGAAUAUGUAAGAUCAGACCAUUAGGAAUAAGAGGGCCUAUAGUUGCAUUUUUCACAACUGCACCUGGUUAGGUCUACUAAAUGUACCGGUACAAAAUUCACACUCAAAUUUCCAUCUACAAAAUCCUUCUGUAAGAGAUCAAUACCACCUGACCUGAAACUUAUCUAAAACUGUUAGUGCUGUGGUGUUAAUAUGCUUGCAAAGUCCAGAUCAAUCGAGGAUGAGAGUUGGCAAACGGGGGUUUGCAUGAGAGUUGAGAAGCGAUAAUUUGCAUGAGAGUUGAUGAGAGUUGAGAAGCGAGAGUUUGCAUGAGAGUUGAUGAGAGUUGAGAAGCGAGAGUUUGGGUGAGAGUUUUCUCAACUCUCAUGCCCCGGUCAAACGAGAACGGGAAUUGCAUGGGAGUUCAUGAUGAGAGUUGACUGGAUAUAACUGUACGCGUAGCAAAAACUCUCAUCAAAAUUUGCACCAACUCAAAGUUCAUGAGAGUGUUUAAACGCUAUCCAGAGUUCACGAGAGAGCAACUCCCAUCAUAUUUGACCAGAUCUUCUAGGUUUUAGGAUCUUAUGUCAGACGUAUAGUACAUAUCAACACGCUGCUGAAAAAGUAGUGGUGUAGGCCGUCUGUCUAAAUAUUUUAUAUUAUUAUUAAAAGGUUCGUGACCAUGAGACUACGGCGCAGAAGCUGGAGCGAAAUCACACCGAGGAAAUACGAUACAUGGUGAAAAACUUUGAAAAUGAGAAAGCAGAUUUGGAGAAUUCGUGGAUGUUGGAGAAAGGACGAAUUCAAGCGGGCAUCGAUGCUGAUUAUGAACAGAAAUUGACUAGUGAGAAAAAGAAGUAAGUUGAUAUGUUGAGAAGUUUAUGGUUGUUUGGCACAAUCGUCAGAGGAAGCGCCCUUUACCUCUGAGAUCGUGGGUUCGAUUCUCGCUACGUACUCAUGUAAAACGAGUAAGUCAACGCUCUGCCGAAAGUCAUGGGUUUUCUCCUGGUGCUCCGGUUUCCUCCCACAGGGAAAGUUGACAGGGUGGGUUAGGACAAAUGCAGUUAAGAAAGUAAUAUGACAAUUGUUGUAAAGAUGAAAUAGUCUAAGUGUGUAAUUAGAUAAAGCUAUUCAGUAUAAAUAAAUUUAGUUCAAUUUAAGUUUUCUCUUGUAGUAACACUGGAUGAAUAAGAAAUGAUCCUUACUGGACCUCUAGGCAGAACAGUUUAGAACUGAUAAAGUUAUCCAGUAUCAAUAAAGUUAGUUUAGUUUAGGUUUCCUCCUGUAGUAACACUGGAUCAAUAAGAGACGAUCUUUACUGGACCUUUAGGGAGAACAGUUUAGAACUGAUAGAGUUAUCCAGUAUAAAUAAAGUUCGUUUAGCUCACUUACGAUUCUGUAUUUUUAGAUUUGAAGUAACAAUGACAGCAUUACGCCGUGAAGUGAACUGUCUACAAGACCAAAGACGCCUGCUUCAAAUGAAGAUCACCAGUAACUCCGCCUUCGUUGGCGACAAGGAUGCUUUCGACCGCAGCAUCAGCGACUACAAGCGAGAUGUCUUGGAAAAAUUACAACGAGAAUAUGGGGAGAGAAUUGAACGGGAAAGGCGGCCUCUGGAAGACACGAUUAAAGAAUUAAGACGAGAAGUUGACGACCUCCGACGAGAACGCAACGAGAUUCGCUCCAGUUUCCGACAAGAGAAGGUAUUAUAUAACACGUAUUUCGGUAUAACACAUUCAUAUACUCAUUUUGUUUGAGACAUCCUUCGCACUUAAGCUAUUCACAAUUCACCCCCUACCUUUGGUACACUAGCAAGCAAGGAAAGAUGGUUAACAAGCGAACUUUACCUUUCUACAUUACUAAAAGUUUCGAAUCUUAUCUUCGUAGGUGAAGCUACAAGAGGAAUUUGACCGCGAGCGUGACAGACUGGUACGAGAGAGACACGAGAUCAAGAUUUCUGCUGGUGGUGUUGUUGGUAUGGGAGGGGUGGCUGGCGUAUUUGGCGUUGGCGGUGUUGGCGGUCUUGGAGGUGUUGGAGGAAGAGUGGGACCUAAUGACGAUGAUAAGGUAAGUUUGAAAUCAGCAGAAUAUGAAAUUACAUGAGAAUACUCCACUGAACUCAAGCGAAACUGGAACGCUACCAGCGAGAUUAAAUUUCGAAACCAGAUUAUUAUUUGAAGAAACUAAUUUACGAAUGAAGGAAAAUGAAUCGUUAAUAUUGUUAAAGAGAAACAAAAAAGUUAGCUGCUGUAAAAAGAGAUUUGAUAGCUAAUAGAAUAGGUUUAAAUGAAAUUGGUUUGUGAAUUUUUUGCAAUCCAAAAACCUAUACAGUAUGCCAGAUUUAUCAAGCAGAAAAUAUAAAUAUGAGGAAAUUUAAAAUAAGCACAUGGAAUACCUACUUUUGUAUAGAAUUUAUAAAGUAAUACUGCUAAAUGUAGAUGUCAGUUUUCGCACAAUUUUAUUUCAUAUAAUGAUGAAAAAUAGGAUAGAAAAUAAUCUUAAUAAAUGAAGCAAUUAAAUAUAUAAUUAUUAAUGAAUGAACGAAAGAACGCAAUAAUAAAGUUUGUAGUCGCACUUUAGAAUAACAUCACUGAGUUAUCGUUUCUUGUUUGUAUUCAAAGGCCUAAACGGCUUUUUGCUUUAGUAAUACAACGUAUGCACCUGAACUUUUGUACGUUAAACUGCACGAGAUUUUGUACUAAGUAGUUGAUAAAUGUCUCUUUGCUAAAGUAUCAAAACUGUUCGCAUAAUUGUAUCAUUUUCGACGUUUUGCUCUCUAGGUGCCGAAAGAGAAAGAUGACCCAUUAAGUCAAAUUCAAAAAUCUUUCCAAGAGACAAAUGUGAAGAGAAUUGAAGCUGAGAAUGUUUCCCUAAAAGAGGAAAACACUCGUCUUGUUAAUGAUAAUCGUAGUUUGACUGCAAAAAUGGAAGCUUUAGAAAUACGUAACAAACAUCUGACCUUGGCUGUAAAUAAAAAGGUCAGUGACUUUAACUCAAUGAUGUUACUCAGUCUUAAACAUGGGGUUCAGUGUAGAUAGUACAGUAUAAGCUGUCUUAGUUUGUAUAUGAAUUGCCCGAAAGGUGUACGUAGUAUUCUACAAUAAGCUGUCGUGGUUUGUGUCUGAACUACCUGAAAAAGAUAUCUCAAACGUGUGGGUCCAGUGUAGGUUGUAUUCUGCAAUAAGCUGUCGUGGUUUGUGUCUGAACUACCUGAAAAAGAUAUCUUAAACGUGGUGGUUUAGCGUAGGUAGUAUUCUACAAUAAGCUGCCGUGGUGUGUGUCUGAACUACCUGAAAAAGGACACCACAGAUAUUCCCUGGGUACUCUGGUUUCCUCUGGCAGUACCACUGAACCAAUAUAGGGAAGAUCCUUACUAGACCUCUAGGAAGAACAGUUAAGAACUGAUAGAGCUAUCCAGUAUAAAUAAGUAUACAUUGUUCCUAAUUUAACCGUUUAUCUUCUUUUACAGGACAGACCACGACGAGGUUAUGGCGGCAGUCGAAGUCCAACACGACCGAGCGUCCUUGAUGGUCUGGCACCCAGUGGUGGCUCUCAACCAACCGGAGCGGGCGCAUCACCUGACCGCCGUUACCCAGGGUCUGCAGGCAUUGCUGGUCAGCGAUAUCCAGGAAGCGCGACCUCCCCCCACCAGCGUGGUGGCUAUUCUCCCGGUGGUCGAUACCCGGGCACUGUCGGAGGAGUCUCGACAUCUCCCGUAGCUGGUUCGUAUCCAGGUCGUACAGGACCGUAUGGAGUCGGUUCACCUGACAGAGGACUUACAGGACCACUAGGGACUCGAGGCGGUGGAGCGACCCCAUCGCCGACCGGAAGAAAUUACCCUCUCGUUGGCCCAUAUGGAGGUAAAUAUGAACACCUUUAUCUUAACCAUCAUGUAAAAAAUUGAAUGAUUCUCCAGGUUGUUUACUGUUUACAUAGAAUAUAAUUUUGAAUAGAAAGUAAAAAUGAAACAUACUUGACGGAAUGAACGGUUACUAAAAAAGGUGGUUAUCUUUUUUCGGUUGUGACUUUUCAAACCGCCCAAUAUUCUCCAUUUAAUAACAAUUUCCACAGUUCUCCCAGCUCGAAGUUCGCUUUGUUAUUUUCAGAUAAUUGCACCCCUAUCAAUCCAAAGCUUGCUUAUCCUGCCCUACCUACACUGGCAUAAACCGUUUAAAAUUAUAGGACCAUAUUUUGGUAUCUGAUUUUAUCUAAAUAAUUAUUAUUUCCUUUGAAGGUGCUUCCCCAGGUUCUGGAGUGAUUCCUGGUCAGGCUGGCUCUCCUUCAUCCGGGAUCCCAGGAAGAUCCCCAAGUGGAAGCACACCAUACAACCGACCAUCUGGUGUGACCGGUCGUCCUGGUGGAAAUGCCCCGGGGUCUGGAUACCCAUCGGGUAGAGAUCCCUCCCCUGGAAGUAGACCUGGAUUCCUAUCGGGUAGAGAUCCCUCCCCUGGUAGUAGACCUGGCGGCGGUGUGAUUGGAGUUCCCAGCGGAGCUUUGUCUCCUAGACCCGGAGCCCCGAGUUUUCCAGGGCGCGACCCCUCCCCAGGAGGCUACCCUGGCGGUCGACCAACCCUGAGCACGAUCUACGAUACCUCCCCAACUCGUGGUCCGUCGGAUCGAGGCGUCAAUAAUAUAAGCACCAGGGAUAUAACAGUUCGCAACACGUCGCUUCAUCAUCGUAGUUUGUCCGCAGAGUACCUGCUUGGCCGUGGCACUGACGUGUCUUAUGGCGGCCGAUCACGUCCAAUCGGAUCCAGUUUCCCAGACAGACUCGGUUCAAGUUUUGGUGGUCCCGUGGAAUAUGCUGACGUCACCCGUAUUCGAAGUGCAUACGGCAUCGGUGGGGGACCUUUCGGGUUCGGUGGUGGUAAUCCUGGAUAUGUCGGAGAUGGAGCAUUCAUCCCUGGUGGGUAUGAUGGAUAUAUUGAUGAUACCGGCCUAGGAGUAGAUGGGAAUUAUGGUGGUAAUGGCUGUGCUAUCCAUGGAGGUCCACCCGCAGUCAACGUUGAUCCCCCUCAAGGUGGUGCACAGUGUACUUGUCAACAUCAUGAAUGUGGUGGCGCUCAACAAGCUGGCCGACGACAGACCCAGUGUGGUGGACAGCAGGCUCAGGCUGGUGCUCAGCAGUCACAGUGUGGAGGACUGCAGGCUCAAGCUGGUGAUCAGCAGGCGCAAUGUGGAGGACUGCAGGCUCAAGCCGAUGGACAAGUUCAAGUUUCAGCUGCGCCCACAGGAUGUGCAGUUGGCCAGUCAGCGGCUAGCCAAGGUACGAUUGACCUAACUCAAGUUGGACAAACUACAAUAAUCUCGCCUACCUCCGAAAGUAAAGAGACACACAGCUCAUUGUCAAGUGAUGAUUCCGACAAAGAAGAAUAAAUUAAAGGUUGGCAUUCACUUUAACUCAUUAUUAGAUGAAGUACUUGAAAAGGAUUUCGUAAACAUUAUCCAAUUACAAAGCUUCUGUUUUAUGGUAAUACGAUUACCAUAAAAAACGUCAAUUAACACCACUGAAUUCAAUAGAAGUUAACUUUAAAGAACUAAAAUAACACAAUAAUAUAUGUUCUUUAAAUUGAUAGUAGCAAAACUACAAACUGUUAAAACAAAAUUUAAUCGCACAUAUGUAACUGGCAUUAAUAAUUUUUAAAUUUUAAUAUUACCAAUAGUUUAUAAUUGAAUUACCUAAUGUAUGUUUAAAACUAAUAAAAUUAGUUGUAGAUUUGUUAUUAAUGUAAAACUUUAAAAACUUAAACAUUGUAUUGUAAACGUUUAUACUUAACUAUAAGCAAUAAAAGUUAUUAAACAUAUUUUGCACUGUAUUGCACUGCACUGCACUUAACAGAACACCAAAAAUAUAUUUUGCAAUUCACUCGCACAGCAUGCACUGAAACGCUGCACACAAACGCACAAAAGCACUGUGAAAUGCUUUGGUUUAUGAUUGCCAAAGGCUAUUAAAAAUAGGCGCAAAAUAAUAUAUACUCUUUAAGCAGAAUAACAUUCGUAUUUUUUUGUGUGAAAACAGGGGAUUUUAGAGUAUAUAUUGUUUUGUCGCUUAUUGCUUUAAAUUGUUGUAAAUGACUUUGAAAAUAUUAAAAUAACUUAAAUUAAAC
This is a messenger RNA of Paramuricea clavata, 16499 nucleotides long. The record is from the annotation of a GenBank genome assembly. Lineage: Eukaryota; Metazoa; Cnidaria; Anthozoa; Malacalcyonacea; Plexauridae.